UAUAUCAGAUACUAUAGUUACGAUUCAAAAUGUUGUGUAUAAAUUUCAUCGUCGAUACCGAAUCGUCAUUACUAUAAAAUAGAUAUUUGGAUUGAAAAGGUUCAUAAUUAUCGUAAAAAUAGAAAUAUUCUCCUAAAAAAAGAGAAUAACUGAAUUUGGAACUUAAAAUGUUGCAAUUUGUCAUAUUACUUCUGUGUUCAACCGCAUUUGUCCUAGUCAAGAGCGAUACAGCACCGCCAACGGUUAUAACAAGAUCGGGUGAAAUACGUGGUCAAAUAAAAGAAACAAUAUGGGAGAAACGACCAUUUGAAACAUUUAUUGGUAUUCCAUAUGCCCAACCGCCUGUUGGUGAUCUUCGAUUCAAGGCACCUGAGCCAGUGAAACCGUGGCGUGAACCAUUCAAUGCUGUUACACCAAGUAAAAUGUGCCCUCAAAAUGCAAAAAAUGUUACAGGUAUGAGUGAAGACUGUUUGUAUAUGAGCAUUCAUGUUCCAGUUGUAAAUGGAACGCGCAAAUUGGCGACUUUAGUUUUUUUCCACGGCGGGGGAUAUAUUGCUGGAACGGCUGAUAAUCGAUUCUUUGGUCCUGAUUUUUUCGUCGAAAACGAUGUGAUUCUUGUGACUUUGAAUUUUCGACUUGGUGUAUUGGGUUUUAUGUCAUUGGGCUUACCCGAAUAUUCUGGUAAUAUGGGACUGAAAGAUCAGCAACUUGCUAUGAAAUGGAUUUACGAAAAUAUUGAAGCUUUUGGUGGUGAUCGCUAUAGAAUUACUCUGGGCGGCCUUAGCGCAGGCGGUCAAUCAGUUGGGCACCAUAUGCUUAACAAGGAAUCACAGCAAUAUUUCAACCAAAUGCUGAGUGUGAGUGGAACACCAAAUACAGUUCAAAACUAUCAGAAGGGAGAUCAUCGAUGUUUGGCGGAAUUUUUUUACCGAAAAUGUCAUAAUGGACAUCAGCCACGGGGUGACGAAGAUCUCAUUCAAUUCCUUAAAACCGUUGACAUGGCCAAAAUUAUACUAUUUACCAAAGACAGCGCCCGUGGAUAUUUAUCACCGUGGAAUCCAACUGUUGAAUAUUCAAAUGCAAAACGUCCGUUCUUCCAAGACGAUCCCAUGCAUUUACUACACAAUACAGCCAGUUUGAAUAAAAGCGCAUAUUUCACUUUUACCAAGGAUGAACAUUUGUUCUAUGCUAAAAAUACAAAUUAUGGUACGCCAAGUGAGAUAAAGAAUUAUUUAAACAAUUUCUACAUGUUUCUACCAAUCUUUGGGUACAGUACAUCGGUUGCAAAAAGGCCAUACUUCAAAUUAUUAAUGAAUAAAGUUCGAAAUUUCUACUUUGGUGCCACAACUACCGAUGCUGAGCGCUUAAGACAACGAAUCAUUUUAGAUUCCGAUAUUUACUGUAUCUAUCCUAUUGAAAAAUGGAUGCAAGGACAUAUUGCUAUUUCCAAGAAAAACACCUACUAUCAUCGAUUUUCAGUUCAUACCAAAAUAAAUCCAUAUGAUAUGUUCCCCGGAACCGGUCACGCAGACGAGCAAUGCUAUUUAUUCGCUUGCAGUAAAUUCGCCGAAUUAUACGGGAAAAUAAAAUGUUAUAAACAUGCAAGUGAAGAAAUGUCAGUCGCUUUCAAAGCCAUGAAUAAUCUUCAUAAAUUGUUCUCAAACUUUAUUAAAUUCGGUAAUCCAAAUAAUCCGAAUAAGAAUACCGAUUCCGUCAGAGAUUUUCCACCGGCUCGUAUGGAUAAGCCGCAUCGAUUCUAUAUGGCCGAUGUGACAAAUGAUGGAAUAUUUGUGGGAAUUGCGCCAAAUACACACCGAGUUAAAUUUUUGGAUUCUGUUGUUAGUGAAGUAAAAAAAUUGGCUGAGUUGUACGGAGAUGCACCGAAAAAAACUCCUAUUCAACUUUUGUGCGAUACAUUGAAUAGUGUUGAAGUACAAGUUCAAAGUCGCAUUUAAAAGAAAACUUGCCCAAACAUCGAAUGGAAAAUCAUAGCACUUGCGUGCGAUAAAAAGAAACGUUAAAACUGGAGUAAAUGUAUGAAAUUCAAAAUAAAGAAAUCAACUCAUUUAACUAUCA
This is a messenger RNA of Contarinia nasturtii (swede midge), 2076 nucleotides long. RefSeq names its product esterase B1-like. The record is from RefSeq and is a predicted model, not a curated record. The coding region runs from base 168 to 1955 and encodes 595 amino acids. The transcript is spliced from 9 exons. NCBI's taxonomy places the organism in Eukaryota, Metazoa, Arthropoda, Insecta, Diptera, Cecidomyiidae.